GAACUGGUGCAAAAGGUGCAAUACUUGGAGAAACAAUGUUCUCGAGUAAAUAUUUUUUCAUUUUAGCAAUUUUAUUGCCAGAAAUUAUUGCAAUCCCGUUCUCAAAGGAUGAACGAGUGUUCUUAGAGGUGGACCACGAUAUCGAGCAGUGGCAAUCCGCAGGCUGGAAAUUAACCCAUCGAGUUUUCAAUGAAAGAGUGCGUCUCGCAUUUGCUAUUAAACAUCAAAAUAUUGCGAAAUUGGAGGAAAUUUUCUGGAGCGUUUCUGAUCCGAAAUCUGAAGAGUAUGGACGUCAUCUAAAUAUAAAAGAAAUUAAUAAUUUGGUGAAGCCAACGGACGAGUCAAUGAAUGUGGUAAAGUCGUGGUUGCAAGAAGGCGGCGUUGAUAGCAAACAUUGUAACGAGACUAUGAAUUCAGACUAUAUCAUCUGCGAAAUAUCAUCAGUGAUUGCUGAAAUCUUAUUGAAUGGGGCCAGGUUAUAUCGUUUUCAUCACAAAACAACGUCAAAAUCGGUGAUACGUUCUAUUACGCAUUAUAGUGUUCCGAGAGAAGUCGCAAAGCAUUUAGACUUUGUUGGUGGCUUAUUACGUUUUCCUGCCUUAAAUACUCUUAAAUCAAGCAAACGCUCUGGCGCAGAUUUUGUUCAUGUUGGAGUAUAUCCAGCUGUAUUGCGGUCAAGAUACAAUGUGUCGAAUACAGUAGGUAUGUAUCCUAACAAUAGCCAAGCUGUUGCGCAAUUUCUUGAGCAACACUACAACCCCAAUGACUUAAAGGAAUUUUUUGCCAUAUUUGGGCGUGGAUUUAAGCAUCAUUCUGACGUCACUAAAGUUGUUGGUCCGAAUAGCGGACGGUCUGGUAUCGAAGCUAGUCUUGAUGUGCAAUACAUCAUGAGCCUGGGUGCGAACAUUCCUACGUGGUUCUGGAGUACAGCAGGAAGACAUGAAAGUCAGGAACCGUUUUUGGAAUGGAUUAUCGCGAUAGGGAAUAUGAGCGAGGUGCCGAAUGUUUUCAGUGUUAGUUACGGCGAUAACGAAGAUUCAUUGUCAGUUGAUUACAUGAACCGUAUCAAUGUUGAAUUUAUGAAAGCUGGAGUACGAGGCAUCACUAUCUUGUUUGCAAGUGGAGACAAUGGAGCUGGAUGCCACAAAAACAAAUUCCGUCCAAACUUUCCUUGUUCGAGUCCUUAUGUAACCGCUGUUGGAGGGACCGCGUUCAAUAACCCAUUUGGUAUCGAUGGUGAAUAUGGUUAUGAGAUUAGUGGAGGUGGAUUUAGCAAUGUCUUCAAACGACCAAGUUAUCAAGAAUCUGCUGUAAACUAUUACCUACAAAAUUCUGGAAAAUUACCUAAUGCUUCAUUAUACAGCAAGACAGGACGUGGCUACCCAGAUAUAUCCGCAGUUUGCAAUCAUUUUUGGAUUGUUAAUAACCUUGUCCCAGUACCAGGUGUAAUGGGCACUUCCGCAUCUACCCCAACAGUCGCUGGAAUUAUUUCUCUCGUGAAUGAUAUGCGCUUGCAAAAUAACAAAUCUCCAAUGGGAUUUAUAAAUCCGUUUCUCUAUUCUAACAUGAAAUCCCUAUAUGAUCCAACAAGUGGGUAUAAUGAAGGUUGUGGUGAGCCUGAUCGCGGGUUUUAUGCCUUCGUUGGUUGGGAUCCGGUGACUGGAUGUGGAACACCGAACUACCCAGCUCUGGUUGAAGCAGCGUUAAAAUUAGGAGGCAACUCGCCCCAUGGCCAUGAUCACCGCUUAUUAACGAUCUGAACAAUUGCAAGCAUAGACUAUCUAAUCCAGUUCAUGAUAAUUUUAGGGUAAGAAUAACAACAUAACGGGUCGGGUGAUUUUUGUAGUUCAUUGAGAAAAAUAAAAUUUGCUCACAUCAA
Dendronephthya gigantea is the source of this 1879-nucleotide messenger RNA. Its product is annotated as tripeptidyl-peptidase 1-like. The record is from RefSeq and is a predicted model, not a curated record. Gene Ontology annotation, molecular function: tripeptidyl-peptidase activity; serine-type endopeptidase activity. The transcript has a single exon. The coding region runs from base 36 to 1760 and encodes 574 amino acids. NCBI's taxonomy places the organism in Eukaryota, Metazoa, Cnidaria, Anthozoa, Malacalcyonacea, Nephtheidae. Gene Ontology annotation, biological process: central nervous system development; proteolysis.